GACAGUUUAAACACCAGAGGUUUUUGAUGGACUGAAUCUGAAUUCAGAGACAUGACUCCCCCUGUGGUGGACGAGACAGCAGGGGACCUCCCUGUCAGGGACGUUGGACUGUCAAGGAGGGGACUGAUUCCAAUAGUCCAAGACACUAAACAGGAUUUAAAGCCAUGGAAAAGGAAUCAUGUUUUGAAGACCAAAGACACUCAGCGCCUGUUUCGGUUUCCCAGAGAGCACCUGGAGGACCUGUGUCUUCGACUCCAAGAAGAAAACAGUGUGCUAAGACAACACACUCGUACACAGGAGCAAAGGCUUCGCAGAAUGUCCACCAGACUGAUGCGUCUUCACCAGGCCCGACCUGGGUCCAGCGGUAUGAAGGAGAGGGGCAUGGAGGACACCAUACAGGAGCUGGAAGCCCAUGUGGCUAUGCUAGAAAGCCAGAAAAGGGUCUUACAGAACAAACUGAGCCUGGCCAAGCAGCACAUUUUAGACCUCGGAGGACGCACACAAUACAAAUUCAGUAAAGGUAAAACCAGGGACAUGGAUGAUGGAGUCAAGAGAGCACCUCAGACUGCCCCGCCCCGCUAUGGCCCUAUGUUGGAGGACACAAGAAUGGAGAUGGAGAGAUUUAGGCCGAGUGUGGCCGAGCAAGUGAGGAUUGCAGAACUGGAGCUGACGGCCCAGGCGCUCAGAGAGAGAGAAAGGGAGAUCGAGGAAACUGUGACUGAUUUAAGAAAGCAACAGUCUGAAAGACACAGAUUAACCAUAAGAGAUGACAUUGACCUGAUCCGUUUACAAAAGCAGAUGUCAGACAAGAGCACAGCCCUAAAGGUCACCCAGGAGAAGCUGAACAACAUGCAAGAGGCCUACGAGGACCAGCUCCAGGAGAGUCAGAGAUCACUGAGAGAAAAUCAGGAAGCUCUCCUGGACAAAGUGGAGGAACUGACAGAGCAGCUGAAGCAGGAGAGACAGAGAACACUGGCUCUUGAGGGUGAACUCACCACCUCCACUCUGUCUUCACAGACUGUUGACAAGCUACAGGAGAGAAUAUCCGAUCUGGAAGGAGAGAGGGAUCUAAUAAAGGAAAACUAUGACACUCUACUGGACAGAACUCUAGUUGCCGAAGGGAACCAUGUUGAACAGGUGGUGAAAGGUAGAGAGGAUGACCAGUCAAGGGGAGAGGGGGAAGAAACAUUUAGCAGGAUUAUCAUCCAGAGGCUUGAGGAGAAUCUGCAAGCAGAGAGGGAGGAGAGAGGCAGGCUGAGGAUGGAAAAGGAGGACCUGAGACGAGAGAAGGAGUCAUUAGCGGAGCAGAGGGGGAGAGAAAGAGAGUUUUCUGUGACGAUGAAACAACAACAUCUAGAACAAGAGGUUCUCCAUUACAAAGAGCAGAUUUCCUCUCUGCAGGGCAGACUGGACUCUGUCACUCAGGAAUUUGAUAUGAGUGUGGAGGAGCUCAGUGAAGUACUCUUGCAGAUCAAGGCGUUUAGGUUCCAUCAGGAGAGCAGAGCAAGACUGGGUUUUCUCUCUGCUGAUGGGAAGAUGGAAGAUUCUCUAUAUGAGACUACACAUAUCCAGGCGUCUCAUGCUGAAACUGUUCUGGAAUUACAGAAAACUAGAAACCUUCUUCACCUGGAGCAUAGUAUCAGUAAAGACCUGCAGGAAGAACUGAACACAGCUAACCAGAAAACUGAGAAAGACAAAGAAGAGAGCAGGAGGAGGAUGGCCGAGAAAGACAAACUUUUAUCACAAUGUUUGCUUCAGAUCAACAGCUUACAGGCUCAGAAGAGAGAAUAUGAUUAUGGUCCCAAGUCGACCAUACCUCUACAAUACACCUGGCCCACUGGAAACCUGGAGGGGGUACAGCCAGUCGAAGACAUCCCCUAUUCUCAACUGAGGUUUGGAGAGUCCCUGUUAGAGAUCCAUCUGAAGGCGGCCACUUUCACUCCAUCAGGGCUCCGUGCUAUGGGCAGAAUCCACUCAGGAGGUGAAGACACAGUCACCUUCUGCACCUACAGCCUCUUGGACUUUGAGACGCACUCCACUCCUCUGGUUUCAGGAAGCCAACCCAGCUACAGCUUCACCUCACACUAUGCUCUGACAGGCUGCGACCUGUGCAGGCUCGAGGGUCAAGGGUCAAGGGUCAGAGUGGAGCUCCACCAGGCAUUAGGAGGAGUCAGGUUUUUGACCCAUGGAAGUGGGGAAAUGUCCCUCACAAGUACUAUGGAAAAGAGAGGGGAGCGAAUAAAUAGAUGCACCAACAUCAUUGGUUCUGAGGGUGAAAUUGUCGGUGUUUUGGAGUUUUGGGUGCGACUGUUCAAUUCUGCUGCACCCAUUGAAACUGUAAGAGAGAGAGGGAUUGAAAGAAGAACAGCUUUACAGAGUCCUCAGCACAUCUCUCCUGACUGGCAAGAUGCUGCUUACGAGGAGCUCUAUGAGUACGGUGGGGGGAUCCCUAAUGAGUUGGAAGUCAUGUUGGAAUACUGUGUCGGUCUUAAAGCUCGCUGGCCACUUCUUCCUCCUGAUGCCUAUCUGACAUACCGGCUCUACGACCUGCAGCCUCACGUCUCUCAAAGAAUCCGCUGCACUGUGGACCCGGGGUUCAGUGACACUGCCAGCUACCCAUUAGCAGUUACAGCUGAUGUUCUGCACUACCUGAGGUCCAGCAGUCUGUGGGUUUAUGUGUUUGAUAACAGUGCAGACCGGAUACCACCAACCUAUAUUGCCAAGACCCCCAUCCCACUGCGAGUCCUUGCUUCAGGCCAAGACAUCAGAGGUGACUAUGUCCUAAGAGAUCCAUCUGGUAUACCUCGAGGCAUGUUCAGGGUCAUGAUCAGAUGGAAGCACCCCUUACAUCCAUCUUUGGACUCUGCACUGGGAAGACGAGGAAGAGAGGACAGAGGACUGGAGAGCAUUGAUAGCAAGGAGAGGAGGAGGAGGGAGGCUGAAAUACCCCUGACACCCAAAACAAGGCCAGGUGUUAAGCCACGACUAUUCAAACACAAAAGGUCAGAAAAUGUACGACCUGAGCGUCCCGUCUCUGUGACUCCAACGACCGACUGUCAGUCCACAUACCAGAAGAGAUCCACCAAGACUUCACGCCACAUUCACCAGGGGACCCCACAUCUGAAACCUGAGGCAGGACUGGCUUAUGUGGCAAAAAGGAGAUCCUCAGAUGGAACUUCUUCCAAAGUGUUGAGACAAAGCGUUUCCAGCGAUGCCAGGACUGAGGGUCAUUUGUCCAUGGAGGAGGAGGAGAAGGAGCAGAGAGAGAGCAGUGAGAGCGAUGCUCCAGAGUCUUCAGAGACGAGCUCCUCACAGAGCGACAUUCUCAUCGUUCCACCGAUGCAAAACAUGAAGAAGGGAAUCAACCUGAGAGUGGAGAUUCUGUCCCUGAAGUUUGAACCUACCUCACAUGUGGCGCUGGACAAGUCAGUGCAGCGUAUCUAUGUGGAGUAUCGACUGUUGGGCAUCCCAAUGGAGACUACAGAGACCCCUAUGUCCCUCCGAAAACCAGUGAAGGGGGAGGAAGUCCACUACAAUUUCACACGAGUGAUUUAUGUGGACGGCUCACAGGCAGCUCCACUCAGACAGUACCUCUACACCAUGAUGGAGGGCACUGACCCCAACCAGGGCAGGUUGAAGUUCACAGUCGUAAGUGAGCCGAUGGACAACGACCACGAAUGUGUGGACGUUGGGUAUGCCUUCCUGAAUCUACAGGAACUGCUGCUAACAGGAAAUGAUGUCAUCAACCAUCAGCUGGACAUUGUGAGCGUGGAUGAAGAAACAGAGGUGAUCGGGAAUCUAAGAGUAUCUCUGGAAGCAGCAAAGACUCUGACUGGGAUAUACCACGAGUUCUGUAAAACAAAGGAGACUGAAGACACGACUGAUGGAGAGGAACUAGACGAGGAGCAGAAGAGAGAGGAGGAGAAGAAAAAUCAGGAAAUCCAAGUGAUCGAUUAUGAUUAUGAUAGUGACUUCUAAUUAAAACAUCAGAUAGAACUGUGAAGCAUGAAACAACAUUCAUCUGAAAAAGGAGUAACUCUAUGCAUUAAAACAGU
Molecule: messenger RNA, 4055 nt
Organism: Notolabrus celidotus (New Zealand spotty)
Lineage: Eukaryota; Metazoa; Chordata; Actinopteri; Labriformes; Labridae
Gene: rpgrip1
Product: RPGR interacting protein 1
Exons: 29
Coding region: 52-3978 (1308 amino acids)
Biological process (GO): retinal rod cell development; non-motile cilium assembly
Cellular component (GO): photoreceptor connecting cilium
Source: RefSeq, a predicted model, not a curated record